This is a messenger RNA of Prunus dulcis (almond), 1302 nucleotides long. RefSeq lists its product as uncharacterized. The record is from RefSeq and is a predicted model, not a curated record. The coding region runs from base 1 to 1302 and encodes 433 amino acids. Lineage: Eukaryota; Viridiplantae; Streptophyta; Magnoliopsida; Rosales; Rosaceae. The transcript is spliced from 2 exons.
AUGAGUCAUCUGGAUAAUAAUGCAAAUGCUACUGUUAAUCCUACUGAGAAUAAUGAAAUCGAGAUAGAUGACCAUGCACUAUUAUGGAAGUAUGUUAAAAGGCUUAACAAGUUAGGAAAAAGAGGAGGAAAUACUAUGUUUGAAUUCUAUUAUUGUCAUAAUACUUACAAAGGCUCCUACUCUAGAGUUAAGUUUCAUUUGUUGAAAAUGUCGGGCAAUGAGAUUGCACCUUGCAAAAAGGUUACUGAUGAAGUUUUUGCAGAAAUGAAAAAACUUGUGAGGGAAUGUGAACACUGGUUGAAAAGUGCAGCUCCAAGACAAGUAUCUUUGCCUAAUACUGGUUCUUUACUUUGUUCUUCUGUGUCUAAUGUUGAGCAAAAUAAGAGAAAGGGUAUGAAUGGGCCCUUUGAUAGAGCUUUUCAAAAUGAGGAUCGAUAUGUUACACCAGGUUACAAUGCACUAAGAACUACUCUUUUGCAACAAGAGAAGAGGCACAUUGAGCAGUAUUUACAACCAAUCAAGAGUACAUGGAGCACUAAAGGUGUAAGUGUGUGUAGUGACGGGUGGACAGAUUCACAAAGAAGACCACUUAUUAACAUUAUGGCAACUUGUGAGAGCGGGGCUAUGUUCUUGAAGAGAAUUAAUUGUGACGGAGAGUACAAGGACAAACAUUGUAUUGCCAACUUUCUUAUUGACUCCAUUAAGGAAAUUGGUUAUCAAAAUGUGGUUCAAGUAAUCACUAACAAUGGGCCAGUUUGUAGAACUACUGGAUUACUUGUUGAGGCUAGAUAUCCCAAUAUCUUUUGGACAUCAUGUGUGGUUCACACUCUUAAUCUUGCUUUGAAGAGCAUAUGUUCACCAAAACAAAAUGACAAUUGGUAUGAUAAAUGUAGUUGGAUUUCAGAGAUUGCUGCUGAUGUUGGGUUCAUAAAAUUUUUUAUUGUGAACCAUAAUAUGAGAUUGACUAUGUAUAAGGACCACUGCAAAUUAAAGCUACUCUCCAUUGCUGAAACAAGGUUUGCGUUUACACUGAUUAGAAGAUUUGAGGAAGUAAAGGAAGGUCUAGAACAAAUGAUGAUUAGUCCAAACUGGUCUUUAUAUAAAGAGGAUGAUGUUUGCAAAGCAAGAGCAGUGAAGGAAAAGAUAUUGGAUGAAUACUUUUGGGAUGAGAUUGAUUAUAUACUUUCCUUUACAACUUCUAUAUAUGAGAUGAUUAGGAUGGUUGAUAAAGAUAAACAUUCUCUUCAUUUGGUUUAUGAGUGGUGGUAUACCAUGAUAGGGAAGGUGAAGACAUCUAUCUAA